Messenger RNA from Drosophila virilis, 791 nucleotides. The record is from RefSeq and is a predicted model, not a curated record. Lineage: Eukaryota; Metazoa; Arthropoda; Insecta; Diptera; Drosophilidae.
AUGCUGUACUACGCCCUCAUCAACAUGAUAAUACGUUUUGUGCUCAGACAUGGAAUAUCAGGUUGCCAUUCGCGCCUCUUUUCUGGCUUUACCAUGGCGGCGAGCGUUCUAGUCAUUUGUUUUGCGCCCGUACCUUGGCAGCAGUUCGGCGUAUAUGGCUGCUUCAUGUCCUUCUUCCAUUACUCUGAGUUUCUGGUUAUUGCAUUUGCAAAUCCACGCACACUCUCACUGGACUCCUUCAUGCUGAAUCAUUCGGUGCACUAUGGCCUGGCGGCAGCAGCAGCCAGUUGGAUAGAGUUUGUCCUAGAGCUAUAUUUUUUGCCCGAAUUCAAGCGUUGGGCCUAUUUGUGGCUGCUAGGCGUGACAUUAUGCGCCUUCGGCGAAAUUGUGCGAAAGGUUGCCAUCAUCACUGCAGGGCGCAGCUUACGCAUUUAGUAAAUAUAUAUAUCUGAAUUGGUGCAGGACGAAAAGCACACGGAUCACAAGCUAAUAACCCAUGGAUUAUACGCCUACAGUCGCCAUCCGUCGUAUGUGGGCUGGUUCUAUUGGUCCAUUGGCACCCAAGUAAUACUGAUGAAUCCGCUGUGUAUUUGCAUUUAUGCUCUAGUCAGCUGGCUAUUCUUUCACGAUCGCAUUUACGUUGAGGAAUACUCGCUGCUUUAUUUCUUUCAAUCGGACUAUGCGCGCUAUCAGAAGCGAGUGCCAACGGGCCUGCCCUUUAUCAAAGGCUAUCUGAUUGAAUAGCAGCCAUAUGGGGAUCAAGUAUGUCAGCCACACAAAUGCAAAUGUAA